GGCCCCCGGGCCCCUCCAAGCUCCGCGAUCCGCGCACCGGGCGGGGCUCCCCGGGCUCCCCGUGCCCCGGUCCGCGGUCACCCUGCGGGGACGGGCCGGGAGCAGCUGACGCGGAAAGCAGCCAGAGGUUCAGGGGUUCGGCACCGAGCAUCCCAGGGCAGCCUGGAGUGAGCUCUCUCACAGCCAGCUUGGCCUUCCCGUCUGGACCUCUCGGGCAUGGCCUCCUGGGAUGCUCCUUGGGCAUCCCUCCAUCUGGAAUGCUCUUUCAUCAUCCCUCCACCUGGGAUGCUCCUUGGGCAUCUCUCCGCUGGUGGUCGGCUGGAAUAAAGUCAGGUGAUCCUUUAAUCUGUGAGAAGACCCUCUGCCUGUUUUUAACUGAUUGCUUCCUCCUCUAUAGUUGAGAGAAACAUUUCUCCCCCGUGUCGUGUUUCUCCCAUCAAAAUUGCCCUUUGUCCCCGGGGUUGCUUUGCAGUCCAGCUGUCAACCUCCAAACCCUCAGGCCCAUCUUCACACCCCUUGCCCUCUGCCCUGUCCCUUUGUGCCCACAGGUGAAGCUCCCAUUGCCCAUUUUUGCCCUGUGCCCUCCCAUGCCGUCAGGAUAAAGCCACUGCACACAGGUGUGUGGGAACAGCCCUUCUGGGAGCACUAGGCCUCUUGUCUCACACCCAGAAUUCAGUAUGGUUUUGGCUGUGCUGGUGCCUCCAGAUGGGGUGGCUGGAAGGGCUCCUACUCUCCUGACAUGGAAACACACUUGUCCAACACCAUGCUGCGGGAGCUGGCUGUCCUCUGGGGGUCAGAGGCCGUGGGUGGCUCUGCUCUCUGCUGUCUCCUCUGCAGCUGCUCCAGAGCUGAGGUGCCCCCGGUUCCCCAAGGUGUUGGUUCCCCUGUGAAGCCACAUCUUCACAGCCCCCACUAAAGCCAAGUGGCUUGUCUUUCAAAGUGUGGACAUUGGUGGUGGGAUGGGCACCUGCACAUUGGCCGUGCAGGCUGCUCCUGGCCCCCAGAGCUCCCAGAUGAACCCUUCCAGCUGCUCCUGGCCCCAGACCAUGGCCUCGCUGUCCCCGUGCAGCACCGGUGGUCACAGAGACUGUGACUAGGGCCACAUGAGAUGUCUGUGGUGGAGAAUGAAGGUGCUUCUGCUUGGUGGCAGGGCUGUGGCCUGCCCUCUCCCAUGGUUGCUCCCUGAUGUUCAUGUCCCCUCAUGCUGGGCUGGCCUGUCACCAGACUUAUAGGAGCAGAGCAGAGGGCUGGUGUCCUGGAGGGAUUGGGCAGAGGAGGCCAGCUCACUCCUUGCUGUUGCCCCACUGGUAGGGCUGGGGCCUCGCUCGGAGGUGCCGUGGGCUGGAUGUGACAUCCCUCGCCAAUGGCAUCCCCUGCUAGGCCUGUCGUGGCCCCCAUCCAAGGCCACCAGUCUGUCCACAGUCUGCCCACAGGCUGCAGGCCCAACUCACUUAGACCAGACAAGCCGGUGAGGGGCUCAGUGAGUGCUCAGAGGCACAGUCUGGGAAAGCUGAGCUGUUCCUUGUUGCACUCCGAAACCACCACAGCAUGAAUGAGAUUAAAUUCACCCUGAGGGGAUUCCCUGGCUGUGGGGAGUUCACUUCUGGUUGCAGCAUCACUGAAAAUAAAACUACUUCCCUUCCUGGCCCCAGAAGAGCUGCACCCAGGAGGUCUCGUUAAUGUCACAGCAAGGACCGGGCUGGCUGUCCCCACGGUGACACCACCUACCAGAGGAGACAGAGAGGCAGGUGUGCAAGGCACUGCAGCCCAUGAAAAGAUUCAUCCAGGAGCCCUGGAUGGUGCCCUGAGCCCCUUGGUCCUUUCAGUGCCUGGCAGGGAUGGUCUGUCCUCACAGCUGCCCCGGCAGCUCCGUGUGCCCGGCAGUGACGGGGGACAGGCAGGGCGUGCUCAGGUGUCCUCCUGGCCAUGAAGGCAGCAGCUGACACUCGCAGAGAUUCAAGGCACCUUUCAGAGCAAAAAAGAGACUUUUUCAUCCUGAUGAGCUGUGUUUGCUGCCCAGCAAACCCCUGCCCCACUUCUUUGCCAUCUUGGAGCCAGGCACUGGGGCGAGUGGCUUCAUUUCACAGUGGGCCUCAUCUGCCAGAGGAAGCAAGGAAUUAAAGCAGAGUCCUUCCUGCCAUCGGAGCGGGUGAAUGUCCUGAGGCCUCCAGUAUGCAGGUUUGCUCCUCUCUGCCCUCACCAUGCUUCCCUAGAGGUAUUUUCUGUGUCCAGGCCACGUUUUGCUUUGCCUCUAUUUUACUCAGGUGCUUUAGCUGAAACACAGCUCCACAUAAAGCUGUUGGAUUUUUUUAAAUAUUAAUUUCCUUUUCUUCAGUCCUGCUGCAUUUCAGAGACCUCUUUGUAAGUCAGAACCCCUUCAAGCGCAGCAGUAACUGUGGACCCAUCACUGAAGACUGAUGAAUGGACUGAAAUGGAGCAAAAUUCAGGGGUUUUUUGUCCCUCUUAAUCUCCAGGGAAGUCAGUUUGGAAUAACUAGAGCUAAACCAAGGGAUCAGUAAAAUGACCGAAAGCAGCAUCUGAGCCAGAAAGGCUCUUGAGAGCUGUGAUCAACAGGGAAGGUGAUAGCCAUGCUGGAAGGGGCUCUGUGUAACAUUAGUGCUGGGUAAACACUGCGAUAAGAGUCCUGAGUUGCUCAAUAACUCACAUUUGUUUUCUCCCUGCUACCCACAAAGACCCAGAUUCCUUUCUCAAGUCUGCACGUCUGCAGCGCCUGCCCUCAUCCUCCUCAGAGAUGGGAAGCCAGGACGUGUCCCCUCUUCAGGAGACCAGCAAGGACCCUUUCUCUGGAGACUGCAGCUGCCGGCAGGAUGGGCUAACUGUCAUCAUCACCGCCUGCCUGACCUUCGCCACAGGUGUCACGGUGGCCCUCAUCAUGCAGAUCUAUUUUGGCGACCCUCAGCUCUUCCACCGCGGCGCGGUGGUGACGGACGCUGCGCCCUGCACGGCGCUGGGCAUGGCGGUGCUGGGCAGGCAGGGCUCCUCGGUGGACGCGGCCAUCGCCUCGGCCCUCUGCGCAGGCAUCGUCAACCCCCACACCUCGGGGCUCGGAGGGGGUGGGGUGAUGCUGGUCCACGACAUCCGGAAGAACAGGAGCUGGGUGAUUGACUUCCGUGAGGUGGCUCCCCUGGGCAUCCCUUUGGAAGGGGACCUGCAGCAGGACACCAAGCCAGGUCUCCUCGUGGGGGUGCCAGGCAUGAUACAAGGAAUGCACCAGGCACAUCAGUUACAUGGCAGACUCCCGUGGGCUGAGCUGCUGGACCUCGCAGCUGGUGUUGCCCAGAACGGCUUUAACGUCACACACGAUCUGGCCAAAGCCCUGAGUGAACUGAAGGACCUGAACUACUCUAACCGAUUCCGGGAGCUGUUCCUGCCGGAUGGGCAGCCACUCCUGCCUGGCAUGUUCGUCCGGCGCCUGGAUCUCGCGGCUGUCCUGGAGCUGGUGGGGGCAGAAGGGGUGUCAGCCUUCUACAGCGGAAACUUGACCCAGGAGAUGAUCUCUGAGGUCCACAACUAUGGUGGUGUCUUGGUGGAGGAAGACUUCAGCAAUUACAGUGUCACAGUGGAGGAUCCCAUCCACACAGUCUAUCGAGGUCACCUUGUUUUCAGCCCCCCACCUCCACAUGCAGGUCCUGCACUGAUCACAGCACUGAACAUCCUCGAGGGCUUUAACAUCACAAGUAAAGGAUCCAGGGGGAAUAACUUGCACUGGAUAGCAGAGACAUUAAAAAUAGCCCUGAGUCUAGCGAGCAACCUGGGAGACCCAUCUGGUGACAUGUCCGUCGCUCACACAGCAGAAGGGAUGGUGAGUAAAUCAGAAGCCAGUUCCCUCCGCCAGCUGAUUAAUGACUCCCAGUCCUUCCCGUCUGAUCUCCGCAUCCCUCACUUCUCCGUGGAGAGCGGCCCUGCUGCCAGCCAGGUCCUUGUCAUGGGACCCGAUGACUUCAUCGUUGCAGUUGUGAGUUCUUUGAAUCGUCCCUUUGGCAGUGGAAUCGUAACACCCUCUGGAAUCCUCCUCAACAGCCAGAUGUUGGACUUCUCCUGGCAAAAUAAAACAAUGAACCACUCCAUUUCCAGGCCGCAAAAUCUCGUUCAGCCUCGGAAACGGCCCCUGUCCUUCCUGCUGCCCACCAUUGUGCGGCCUUCUGAGGGCAUGUGUGGGACCUACCUGUGUCUGGGGGCCAACAAUGGGGACAGAGCCUUGAGUAGCAUCGUCCAGGUUUUGGUAAAUGUUUUAACGUUUCACAAGAAUCUGAGUGAAAGUUUGUCACUUGGUCGACUUCACCCACAGCUUCAGUCCAACACCUUGCAGGUUGACAGUGAGUUUCCUGAAGAAGAUAUAGAAUUUCUUGUAGCCAGGGGCCACCAGGUGGAUAAAGUCCCAGUGGUCUCCCUAGUUCACGGAGCCAGGAGAACCAACAGUUUCAUCAUUGGCCUGAAGGACCCCAGGAGUGCAGAUGCUGCUGGAGCCACAAUAUUGUAGCACCUCCCAGGGGAAGCUGUUCUCUGAGCAAGGCUGACACACCAACCCAAGUGAUGUGCAUGUUCUGAAGUGGCCUCUUCUCCAGCCCUGGGGGAGCCCCACCCAGACGUUCUGCACUUGCCACCCUGAACGGCACCAGGGAAGUCAGCAGGACCCACAUGCAGCUCCCAGAUCUUGGUUUUCUUUUAUUUUUCAAUUAUUUGUAUUGCGAGCAGCCCAGUCCUUGUUACAGGAAUGGCAGGAGCACACUUUUCUUUUGGCAAAAUCUUGCCAGUAAUUUCAGUCUUUCCAAAGCCAAGUUCUAGAACAUUAGCAAAGAUAAAAACAGUCGAUGAUGAUGCUGUUAUCUUCAACCUCCCUGUCUUUCCCAAGUUCCUUCUUUGCCUCCAGUAUAAGCCAGUGACUAAUACAGCCUAAUGCAGUGUUUGUAGGUGCCUGCACUGGAAUACCAGGGAGUCCUUUAAUACUCUGCCUGGAUCAGCUGAUUUUUACCAGCCUGCAGCCUCCUGGGGAAGCUCCUGUACCCACAUCACUACAUACCUUGAAUUUUGGCAGUAAAUAUUUUGAACCCAAUUGCUUCUCAGGCUCACUGGUAUUCUGCUUUUGAAACCAGAGCAAUGGUUUUCAACAGCUCUAACAAAUUCUUCUUCUAACAACUUGUACCCCCCCCCCAAUAGUUUUCUUGCAGAGGUUCAGCCUCCUCCAUGGUAGAUUUGAGUUUAGUGGUAAUGGGCUUAAUUUUCUUAGACAUCUUCUGGAGAUAUUCUAGCAGUACUCCACAGACUGAGUGUGUGAAAAACCACACACCAUGGACUGCAAACCACAUGGAGAGCAUUUGGGUACAUUCAGGGCCUUCCUUCCACUGCCUUAUCUCAGUCUACUCUGAAAGCUGAAAUCGGGUCAUUCCUAUAGAGCAGCUUGGGAUUUUCUGCUGACUGAAUUCAUGGCAGUGCUCUAGCUCCAUGUUUUUGGUACUGGUGAGUCCAUGGGAACAGCUGAAGAGAGUGAGAGAAAAUGCACAAACCAAUCCAAACACUACUGAGAUCAUUUUCUGUCUGCAGCAUGUAGUGAAAAUACAAGAAUGCUUCUGCAUUUCAUGUCUGAAAUCAAGUGAAGAAAGAACACCCCAGCUGACAGCUGCACCACUUCAGUGAGCCCAUGUUUCGACAUUUCCUGUUCUUUUUACUGGCAAGUUAGAGACACCUGGCACUAAAAAAAUUCCUGAGUUUGAUCAUUUUCUGUGGUCUAAAAUUUGUUGAUUUCCUUCAUGGUGCAAAUGCAUCUAUGGCCACUGUACAUAUUAUAUAUGUAUGUCUGCUUAUGGUUCUCCUGGUCCUUGAUUUGAUGAUCACACCAGUCAUGCCUGACCUUCCUCCCAAGGGUCCCUGUGACACCCACCUGUUUGUAACUCACCCUCUGACACUUGUGGCCAUUGGACAUGGGGAGCAGGUGGGUCAUUUUGUGGCAGUUGGGGCCCCAUGGCAGAUAAAUCAGACUAAUCAUUCCUGCCACCCCCCAGCUGUGGAUCUCAGAACAUCCUAUGUGGAGCCUCACAUGUUGAGCUGAGUAAGGACAGAGGUGUUUCCAUGCUCUGCUGAAGCACAGCCACCCCUGAGAGGAGCAUGGCAGCUCCAGCCAACGGCAACACCAGCCGUGUUUGCUGUUCCGAAUCCGUACCCUCAGCUGGGAUGGGGUGCAGCACCUCAGAGCAUUGUCUUUGGGACACUGUGUUCUGUGCCACCAAGAAGAGACUUUCUUCACCACAGGGACAUCAAAUCUACUUAUUUGUUUUUCUGUCAUCAGCACUAGAGUUGGUCACUGCCCGAAGUUGGAGUUUCGUAACGCUUUAUGUGUCCUGGAGCAGACCUUUUCAGGCUCCACAGGAAGGGAAGGAGGCAGUUCUGUGUGUUGAACCUCACUAGGGGAGAUCUGGCUGUUUCUGGUCCAGACCAGGUCUGUCCCUCUGGCACAAGAGGUUCACUGUGCACAGCUGCAAAAUACGUGAUCAAUCGUCACAGCAAUACUUUGCAUGAAAUAUCACAAAACACUUUGAAAGAUGAAAUUCCUCCUAAUUAACUGAAUUCAUCAACUUCCAAUGCUGGAAACUGUGUGUAUGUUUGGCAGUAAAAGACUUUGGUCUAGAUUCAAAAGGGCAUUCACAUGCCCCAAGGUACAAUUUCACAGCAAUUAUUCAGAAUCUUAAAAUAAAGCAUGUUCCAAAGUGCUCUGCUGGAUCAUGGCCUAUGUUGCAAAGAAGAGAAAAUUCAAAAUAAUUGGAAGGUGGCACUUAGGUCACAACUAAAGGUAUUCUGAAUUAUUUCCCAUUUUCUCUGUUUAAAAGCAGCAUCAGUAUAGCACAGAUGUAUUUAAUAUGGAAACCCUUAAUCUGCUAAUUGACCUCAUGACUCUGGUACUUGAGCCCAUCUAUUGUGAUGAGCCUUGAUGAAUUCAAUGUGAGGUACCAAGAAACACCUGAUGUUUCCUUCACUGCAGGUGAGAUGGACAUUGUGAAACAAAGGGCUGUAUUCCAGAGACGUGUGUGUGCAGAGUCCCUGUGCUGAUUUCAGCCUGGCCCUUGCAGGCAUGUGGCAGCUCUGAAGCAGAAUUUGUGCUGAAAGUUUGACACAGAACUGUCAGUGAGCAGCUCAGAACACAAAAUACAAAGGGGCUGAGAAAAACAACAAAGACAGUUUUUAAAGGAACAAAAUAAACAGAAACAAAAAAAAUUAAAAAAAAAAUAGAUGCCUUUGCCAAAUAUGACAAUAUGUCAUCUGGAACGUGAUCGGCUUGUUCUGCCCAGGUUGCAUUGUCCCCAUCGAUGCACACUGGUUUUACAUGGGGAUAAACUGGAGGCAGGCCCUGCUGCUGAGGGUCAGCAGUUUAUCAGUGUUCCUCCCAAGGGCUGGAUGCCCCUCACCAGCACAGGUAACAACAAACUGCCCUGCUGCCUGUAGGUGCUGCUGCUCUCCUGUGUGCAUCGAGCACUGAUUGCAGGGGUGAAAGCCCAAAGGAGGGACAAGGCAGAAGCCGGUGCUGCCGUCUUGCAGCUGGGGGGGUGAGGAUGCUCUGGCCCUUGGCUGUGCUAUUUUGUUCCCAUCACUGUCCCAUUCAGUGCCCAGGCACAAAGAAGAGCUGGAGCCCACCUUGGUCCCACCACUCUGGAUAGGGCAGGUGCUGCUGGGAUUGUCAGGGUGGUGCCACUCAGGCUUCCCCACUGGCCCUGGGCACGACGACCUGCUGAAGAGCAGCCCUGGGCACACAGGGCGUUCCUGCCCUCAGCAGUGUGUCCUGCUCCAUCUCUCAGGGGACUGGGGACUGUCAGGGGCAGAUGAAGGCAGAGAGAUGCUGCUAUAGGUGGGACAGUAGAUUCUGGUCCCCGGGCUCCAAGGAUGAUGACCAGCAUCCUGCAGCUCUGCCAGUGUCUCUCUGAGGGUCCUUCAGCUGGGGCAGCAAGUCUGAAACUGCCCAUUCAGUGUCAGCUGUUCAGCUGCUGCCAGGGGACCUUGGACCCUCCAGGUGCCUACUUGGUCCCCUUGUCUGGACCAUCUCAGAGCCUCCUUCCACCUGCUGCCCAACCCAAUAGGACUGACCCAGGUCACUCACUGGCUGGAGAGAAAGGGGAGUCAGGUCUCAGUAUGAGAGCUUUCCUCCAUGAGAGGAAAACUGCACCUCUUUUAUGAACAUCAAAACCACUUAGAGUUUUGUAAGGUUUUGCAAAGAAUCAGGUGGAGUGGGGAGAGCUCCUGUAGCACCCAAGUGUUUUCAGCAGUUUUGGAAACUUAUUCUAAACUACAGUGAUGGAAAUUUGCACCUAGCCAGAGAAAGGAGAGCUCUAAGAGGCAGAGCUGGUUUUGGAGAGGCAGGGAAACAUCUAAAAAUGAAGCACAUCUGUGCAGAGGGCAGAUGGAGCAGGAGUACCAGAGCACUGACACACACUGUCCACAAAGGGCUCUCCAGCAGCCACAGCAUUUUCAGGUGCAGAUUGUCCUGUCAGAGCUGACCCUGCUGCCUGGGGGAGCCUCCUGUGUGACAACAGUUCCUGAGCAGCCAUGGAGCUUCUCCCACUGGGACUGUUCCCAGCAUAGCUGGAGCUCCAUAUCCUCGGUGUCGAGGAGGAGAGGACAACUCCUGUGUACCCCCAUCCUGCCUAUCACAUCUGUGGUCAAUUGCCCACCUCUCUCUUUCUCACUGCACUCACAGUUCAACAAAAUUCUAGGUCAGAAGUGACUGUGACUGCAAUGCAACAGAUCCCCAUUCCUUCUCUCCAAGUGAGCAUUGUACCGGUGUUAGAGGAGAAAUUAUUUUAUUCAAGUAAUUGUAUAAUAUUUAAGUUUGGAAAAAUCUAAAGCUGGUCAUGAGUCUACCUACUUUUCCUGUAUAAUAACUGUCCUUUGAAAAUACUGUCACAUGAAGUGUGUGCAAAUAAAACACAGUUUUGAUCGC
This is a messenger RNA of Myiozetetes cayanensis, 8944 nucleotides long. It is a transcript of the gene GGT7, whose product is annotated as gamma-glutamyltransferase 7. Gene Ontology annotation, molecular function: glutathione gamma-glutamate hydrolase. Gene Ontology annotation, biological process: glutathione catabolic process. NCBI's taxonomy places the organism in Eukaryota, Metazoa, Chordata, Aves, Passeriformes, Tyrannidae. The record is from RefSeq and is a predicted model, not a curated record. The coding region runs from base 2753 to 4501 and encodes 582 amino acids. The transcript is spliced from 15 exons. Gene Ontology annotation, cellular component: plasma membrane.